Branchiostoma belcheri (Belcher's lancelet) is the source of this 1412-nucleotide messenger RNA. Its product is annotated as ketimine reductase mu-crystallin-like. Gene Ontology annotation, cellular component: cytoplasm. Lineage: Eukaryota; Metazoa; Chordata; Leptocardii; Amphioxiformes; Branchiostomatidae. The record is from RefSeq and is a predicted model, not a curated record. The transcript is spliced from 9 exons. Bases 107 to 1030 code for a protein of 307 amino acids. Gene Ontology annotation, molecular function: hormone binding.
ACCAAACAAGCACGCGCGCGGUGCGCAUGCGCCAGCCGCAAGGCAUCCCGGGAAGGAGACCUUGACCGCAGGUAACCCCACAGCUGACCGGAAGUUUACGAAGAAGAUGGCGUCUGUUCUGCCGCGGAUGGUGUCUGCCUCGGACGUGGCAAGGGUCCUGACCUACGCUGACCUCGUUCCCGCGAUGGAGCGGACGUUAGCGGACUUCUCCCGCGCAGACGGGACAGUGGUCCAGCCGGUCAGGACGGUCAUUCCUGUGGAACAGCAUCAGGGGUUUUUCCUGGUGAAACCUGGUUACCACGUAGCCGGUAACACCAUGGCCUGUAAACUGCUGACUCUGUACCCAAACAACACGGACCGACCCUCACACCAGGCUAGCAUUGUGCUGUUCGAUGCCACCAACGGAUCACCUCUGGCUGUAAUGGACGGGGGACACAUCACAGACAUGAGGACAGCAGCCGCCUCUGCCGCAGCAACAAAGCACCUAGCCAGAGACUCCCCCCGUGUCCAUGCCAUACUGGGGACUGGGCAUCAGGCAUACAGUCACUUCCACGCACUCAAUCAUCUCUACAAGUUCGACCAGGUGCGUGUGUGGGGCCGGACUCAAGCUAACGUUCAAAAGUUUGCAGCAGAAACGGGAGCGACGCCGUGUGCCACUGUGGAGGAAGCUGUGAGGGAGGCUGACAUCAUCACAACUGUCACCAUGUCCAGAACUCCUGUACUACAGAAGGACUGGGUCAAACCUGGCAGCCACAUCAACGUUGUUGGAGCGUGCAGACCAGACUGGCAGGAGCUAGACCCAGAGUUGAUGCUCAGUGCUGUGGUGUAUGUGGACAGUAGUGAGGCUGCACCAAAGGAGUCUGGAGACAUCAUUCUGUCUAAGGCUGAAGUGUAUGGAGAGGUCGGGGAGGUCAUCUUAGGGAAGAAGGAGGCCUUUAAGGACAAGACAACCAUCUUCAAGUCACUCGGAUUGGCCAUAGAAGAUGUGGUGUCAGCUCAACUGGUGUACGACAAACUCACAACCUCAUGAACAGUCUUCCCGAACAACUGCCUUAACAGUCUUAGCAUGAAAGUUCAUCUGUGUUGGUAUCUAACAUUAUGACAACGGUUAAACUUUACGUAACUAAAAUUUGGGGUAAGUCCCAAUUUACUUGGUGUUGGUUACGUAAAGUUUAACCGUUAUGAUAAUGCCUUAACAAUCAUUGUUGAAUUUUACUACAUGUAUAUAAUUGUUUUAUUAGUAAAAUUAUACGCAAAGAACAUGUACUAUGAGUAUUAACCUUCAUAUGGCUAUAAUUAGUUAGCAGCUUCCUAGACCAAGCAAGAAAUUUUUUGGACAUAAGUGGCAGUUUAAAAUGAAUUAAAUAUUUAUUAUGCAAGUAUGCAGCUUCACUCAAAAGCAAUGUGCCUUA